Messenger RNA from Physella acuta, 1759 nucleotides. RefSeq names its product chymotrypsinogen A. The record is from RefSeq and is a predicted model, not a curated record. NCBI's taxonomy places the organism in Eukaryota, Metazoa, Mollusca, Gastropoda, Physidae. Gene Ontology annotation, molecular function: serine-type endopeptidase activity. Gene Ontology annotation, biological process: proteolysis.
UAUGAGCGUAAAAAAUAAUGUUCGGUAAAAUUAGGAUCAGCAAGAUGUAGCUCCAUUUACUUACACAACGGUCUAUGUUUAGUUAUUCUUGUCCGUGUAGGGAUAAUAGAUUUAGCUGUGAGCUAGUGAUACAUUCAGCCCAAAAGUGGGCUAUAUAACGAUUGAAGCUCAACCACAUAUUUGUGUCUUUGAUAGAUGCUAAGUUAAUUUUGUUUUUGCUUUCUAUCAAAAAAGUUGUGUUUAGAAAUGAUGACAAUGAAAAUACAAGAAUUGGUUUUGGUUCUCUUAUUACUAUGUAUGAAGCCUGGUCAUAUCAAAUCUCAAUCAGACGAUUGUUCUUUCGGUAGAAGUAUCAAUCUUCCGCUAGAAGUGUACCAAGAACAUUACCAAUUCAAUUAUCCCAAAUCAGAUGCAGUCAAAGACUUGCCGUCCCCGCCUAUAUUAAACCAAGGUCAAUGUGGCGUGUCUAAGAACGACCAAUCACAACAGAUUGUAGGUGGCAAAGACGCACCAGAUAAUGCCUGGCCAUGGCAAGUAUGGUUGAUCUUUUCUCACGGGAUGUGCGGAGGAGUUAUUAUUAACAGAGACUGGAUAAUGACCGCUGGACACUGUAAUGGCGGUGAUGUAGCUGAGGUAUAUGUUGGAAACAACAGCUAUCUAAAAGGCAAUAGAACUCGCACUAAAGCGGCGUUUGAACACGAUGCGGUUGAUUUGGCCCUUUUUCAACUGUCAUCUCCGUUAACAUUUACAGACUCAGUACAGCCUAUCUGUUUGCCCGAAGGAAAUAUUUGGGACGCCUCGCCUUGUUUUGUCACAGGCUGGGGGGAAACCGGUCAUUUUAAUUACGUGCUAAACAGCCGUCUUCAACAGCUUCGUGUCAGAAAUUUGGACCAAACUCUGUGCCUUGCCCACCUAUCGCUUUUUGGAUUAUACGAUAGAGAUGGAAUUUUUUUCUGCUUUAGUUCCACUGGACACUCUGGCAUAAGCAGCGGAGACUCUGGCGGACCAGUGAGCUGCAUGAAGAAUGGACGUUACUACUUGCUUGGAAUAAUCACCCAUAAUCUACCCUUGGAUGGAGGUUAUGUUGACUAUGCAGUUUCUGUCCCAAGGAAUAUGCAGUGGAUAACUGACACAAUACUUGAAAAUUCUUAGGGAAGUCAAAUACAUUUUUUAUAGUUUUAUAAUUUGAAACUUUAUAAAAAAAAACUAUUAUAGUUUGGUCUUUUAAACACAACAGCUUUAUAAUUUUUAGAAAUCCUAAGAAUUUAAUUUAUAUGUUAAAGUAUUGAGUUUUGAAAAAUUAAAAUAAUCAAUAUGAAAAAUUUAAUAGGUAUCAAAAACAAACAGAAAAUUGUGACUGUUAGUGGUCAUUAAAGCAUAAUUUUUCGUUUGUUUGUUAUUCUUUUGAAGUACAUGCCUUCUGUUUAAAUUAAGUAGAACUACAUUACACCUAUGUUUUAAUAUAUCUCACGUAACUGUCUUGAGUACAAGGUAUAUGUGUCAGUAUUAUUGUCAUUAGAUUAGCGCACCAUUUGAUUUUUCAUUGAUCACUGUGGCGUAGGCCGGGAUAUUUAGGAGUAAGUUUUGUCUUGAUUGGUUUGGUUAAUUUGUAGCUUGUUUUAUAUUUCGUUUUUCGUUUUGUUGUGUUGAAAUGUGUCUUUGUUUAGUUAAUGUUAGGGGUAUAUUUUUGUCGUGAAUGUAUUUGUUGAUUAUUUUGAUAUGGUUCCAUACAUUGUUUUAAUAAAGAUUACGUUAAGCU